Acomys russatus (golden spiny mouse) is the source of this 1902-nucleotide messenger RNA. RefSeq names its product glucoside xylosyltransferase 1 (gene Gxylt1). The coding region runs from base 39 to 1346 and encodes 435 amino acids. Gene Ontology annotation, biological process: protein O-linked glycosylation via N-acetylgalactosamine. Lineage: Eukaryota; Metazoa; Chordata; Mammalia; Rodentia; Muridae. The transcript has 8 exons. The record is from RefSeq and is a predicted model, not a curated record. Gene Ontology annotation, molecular function: UDP-xylosyltransferase activity.
CGGCGGCGGCGGCGGCAGCAGCAGCAGCGCGGGCCGGGAUGCGGCGCUACCUGCGGGUCGUAGGGCUGUGCCUGGCCUGCGGCUUCUGCUCGCUGCUGUACGCCUUCAGCCAGCUCGCGGUGUCCUUGGAGGAAGGAGCGACCGAAGGCCGCAGGCCCCAGGCCGCGGCGGUUUCCUGGCUGGCGGACGGCGGACGCGGCCCCGGGAGAGGCGCGGGCAGCGCGGGCCCGGGUUGGCCCCGCAGGUGUAAAGAUUUCUCUCUGUGUUACUGGAAUCCCUAUUGGAUGCUGCCCUCUGAUGUUUGUGGAGUGAACUGCUUUUGGGAAGCGGCUUUUAGAUACGGUCUGAAAACACGGCCCAUUGAGGAGAUGCACCUUGCUGUUGUCGCCUGUGGUGAAAGACUGGAAGAAACUGUUACUAUGUUGAAGUCAGCCCUGAUUUUCAGCGUCAAGCCGCUGCACGUCCAUAUUUUUGCUGAAGACCAACUACAUGAUAGCUUUAAGGACAGACUCGACAGCUGGCUGUUUCUACAAAGAUUUAACUUCACCUUGUACCCGAUCACCUUCCCGAGCGACGGUGCCGUGGAGUGGAAGAAGCUCUUCAAGCCCUGUGCUUCCCAGAGGCUGUUCUUGCCAUUAAUACUGAAAGAAGUUGAUUCACUGUUGUAUGUCGACACUGAUAUCCUUUUUUUACGACCUGUUGAUGAUAUUUGGUCAUUACUAAAGAAGUUUAAUUCCACACAAAUUGCUGCCAUGGCACCAGAACACGAGGAGCCUCGAAUAGGAUGGUAUAAUCGCUUUGCUCGGCAUCCGUACUAUGGGAAGACUGGGGUAAACUCUGGCGUGAUGCUGAUGAACAUGACCCGGAUGAGAAAGAAGUACUUCAAGAAUGACAUGACAACUGCGCGACUACAGUGGGGAGACAUACUUAUGCCACUGCUUAAGAAAUACAAACUAAACAUCACAUGGGGUGAUCAAGAUCUGCUAAAUAUCAUGUUUUUUCAUAAUCCAGAAAGCCUUUUUGUUUUUCCGUGUCAAUGGAAUUACCGACCAGAUCACUGUAUAUAUGGAAGCAACUGCCGAGAGGCUGAAGAGGAAGGGGUCUUUAUCCUUCAUGGGAACAGGGGUGUCUACCAUGAUGACAAGCAGCCAGCAUUCAGAGCGAUCUAUGAAGCACUAAGAAAUUGUUCUCUUGAGGAUGAUUCCGUCCGUUCCUUAUUAAAACCUUUAGAACUGGAAUUACAGAAGACAGUUCACACAUACUGUGGAAAAACUUACAAAAUAUUUAUCAAGCAGUUGACGAAAAGCAUAAGAAACCGCUAUGACACCCCACCAAAGGAAAGGUGAAUCUUCGUGACCGCUGAGCUAAAUGGAAGAAACCGUGAAGCAUCAGAGUUGACAUGAAGGAUUUAGGAAGGCAUUCCUGUCUCCAGAAUAAUCCUCUUCUGAAGAAAUUAAAGAGCAGUAUAUUCAAGUCAUGAAGAAUAAGUUAAACUCUUGGGCUCCAGUAAGAAGACUGUUUUGAUCUCUGAUAUUUUGUAACAUGACUUGGUGUCAUUCCAGUGUUAAUGAAAACAUCGCGCACUGUGGCCUGUGGAGCUCUGUAAGAACAGUCAGGGGAUGUUGGAGGAAAUGUACCUCAGACACAAUGAGACAUUCAAGCUGUGAGUGUAGCAAUAAUUCUGUCAGCACUAACCUCACUUUAAAGUGUGAGAAACAGUUUACAGGAGCGAGAGAGUUCUGUUUCUUAUGAAAUGUGAUAUAACCAAUGUAACCAUUGACAAUCUAUGUACCGCAUACAUUUCAUCUCUGCUCUGCAAUAUGUUGUGACAAUCAUGUUAAAGAUUAUUUGUAGAUUUUAAGUAAGCUGCACAUUUAAAAAUUAGCUGUAUGAGAAAAGAGA